Messenger RNA from Sphaerulina musiva SO2202, 744 nucleotides. RefSeq lists its product as uncharacterized. The record is from RefSeq and is a predicted model, not a curated record. The transcript has a single exon. Bases 1 to 744 code for a protein of 247 amino acids. NCBI's taxonomy places the organism in Eukaryota, Fungi, Ascomycota, Dothideomycetes, Mycosphaerellales, Mycosphaerellaceae.
AUGCCGAAAGUUCACAGAAGGCCAUAUUCAAUUCAUGCCAGAGAGCCAGAACUGUACCAGAGUUUUCCAGGGGAGAGCAUGCAAGACGAGGGAAGAUGGGUACGACAGCACGAGAAAUUUGGCCAGUCACGAGAGAGAGCAGGAGCAACAGCAUCAUGCCAGCCGCGAGAAGUAUACCAGGCCAGCGGCAGCAGGAUAUCGGUAUUACCGCGACGCAGGACAGCGUUCCCACGAGCUGCUCCUGCGAAUUUGUCGAAUGAGGAAUGCUCUACGCGCACUGUGACUCCCGUCAAGAGUGAGGUGACCCAGAUCAAACAAGAGCCAGAGACUCCAUUCUACGCCGGAAGACCCUACUCGCGUCGUCGGCGGCCUGAGCUCCCCAGUACUUGGCGAAAGAAUCCUUGGGCAAAGCAGCUCUAUGGUCGAACAUUACCAAAACCGAAACGACCCAGAGAGGGAAGGAUCAGAUGGAACGAUACAUUUCGUCUGGGACUGAAGCUGAUUAAGCAAGAGUUCGCCAGCGAUUGGAGCGGCAGAGAGACAGCUCAGUUAUUCAGCGACACUUUUGCGACUGAGCUUGUCGAUAUGGGAGUGAAGUUACCGGUAGCAUAUGGCAGGCUGAGCUGGCAGUACUCACAUUACCUAAAUGGUGUGGGAGUUCAAGCGAGCUGGGACAGGGUCGCGGCUGCAGACUUGACAACAGUGGUGGCUUUGAGACGCAGGAUACGCGCCGCGCAGAUAUAG